AUGGGGCCUACGGUCUCCCCGGGGCGUGCCUACAGUGCCCUUGAAGAAAAACUGGGAACAGCAGAAUCUGCCGGCGACACGCGUUACAGUUUUUUCAACUCCAAUCUCGACACCGUGACCCACGCCAACGAUUUCUCGCAGCUGCAAUCAACUUGUGAACCCUUCAAGGACUUUAGGGAGACAGGUGUCCAUAAAGGAUUAUGGUGGCUUCAUGUUGCGUCGCCAUCCGACGACGAUAUCGAAUUUUUAUCGCGGAUGUUCGGGCUCCACCCUCUGACCACCGAAGAUAUUAAGGUCCGCGAACUUCGAGAGAAAGUUGAGCUCUUCGGAUCUUAUUACUUUGUAUCUGUUCUUCCACCGCGGCAACUUGGACUCACAAAUACUCCUAACUCCUCGGCGGCCAAUUUCUACGGCAUUGUGUUUCCCGAGGGAAUUCUCAGCAUCACGUUCGGCGACGGCCAAGACCCCGCCCACGUCUGGAAACGCAUAAAGGACCAUCAGAGCGAUUUUUCGCCGACGAGUGAUUGGAUCUGCUAUGCGCUCAUUGACGAUAUCGUGGAUGGCUUCGCCCCACUCAUCGACCGUGUUCAAACCGGAGUCGAGAUGAUGGAAGAUGGUCUAUCUAUCACGCGCCCCGAUGAAAUCGGUCUGGCUCUUCAGAAUAUCUCCAAGUGUCGCAAGGAGGUUACCCAGAUCCGCCGACUUCUGCACGAUAAAACCGAUCUUAUUCGUUGUUUUGCCCGCCACUGCGGUUACUCAGGGGCCACGGCUGCGGAGAUCACAAUUUAUCUUCGCGAUAUUCAAGAUCACGUCUUGACAAUGAUGUCUAACCUGACCAGUGCUGAGCAGAUGCUCUCGCGGUCGCAAUCUAAAUAUCUGGGCCGACUUGAAUUUGACUCGACGUGCAUGCGUAACAGCCUCGCGAGUACGCUGAGUCGGGUGACGAUUAUCGGUACGAUUAUCGUCACAAUGCAGGUUAUAUCUGGUUCUUUUGGUAUGAACAUAAAUGUACCUGGACAGUAUGUGGAGGGGAAUGUUAAAUGGUGGCUUAGCAUUCUAGCAUUCAUCUUGGGGUUUUCUGUGCUGUUUAUAGCAUUCGCGAAAAGGGCGCGAAUCAUCUAG
Messenger RNA from Penicillium pulvis, 1122 nucleotides. Its product is annotated as magnesium transporter CorA family protein. The transcript has 2 exons. The record is from RefSeq and is a predicted model, not a curated record. Gene Ontology annotation, cellular component: plasma membrane. Gene Ontology annotation, molecular function: magnesium ion transmembrane transporter activity. Bases 1 to 1122 code for a protein of 373 amino acids. NCBI's taxonomy places the organism in Eukaryota, Fungi, Ascomycota, Eurotiomycetes, Eurotiales, Aspergillaceae. Gene Ontology annotation, biological process: magnesium ion transmembrane transport; intracellular magnesium ion homeostasis.